Molecule: messenger RNA, 2250 nt
Organism: Pistacia vera
Lineage: Eukaryota; Viridiplantae; Streptophyta; Magnoliopsida; Sapindales; Anacardiaceae
Exons: 2
Coding region: 1-2250 (749 amino acids)
Molecular function (GO): nucleic acid binding
Source: RefSeq, a predicted model, not a curated record
AUGGCCCUUUUCUACACAAAGAACCCCAUCUCUUCUCUUUUCACAAAAUUCAAACUCCCUCACCCACUUAAAGUUACAGGCGAGAAACAUAUGUUGAAACCAGGAGUACUAAAUAGUCAGUCCCCUGAAAUGAUCUUUCAACAAGGACAAAAUGUCUCAGCCAAUGUACCUUCACAAGCUGUCUUUGGGGCUUUUGAUCUUGGUAAUGCUGGAUAUUCAGGAAGUGGUACUAACAAGUUGUCUUAUCCAAAUGGUUCUCAGUUUAUGCCUACUGGUUUUAAUCAAUUUAAUAACAAUAUGAUGAGAGGGAGAGGGAGAGGCCGAGGCUACUUCAAGCCUAAAUUGAUCUGUCAGGUUUGUGGCAAGAUAGGCCACUCUGCCCUACAAUGCUACUAUAGAUUUGAUCAAGAUUUUCAGGGUUUCAACUACAAUCACUCAGUUCAGGCCUCUACUUAUAAUCCUUCUAUAUCCUCUCAGACUAACCUUGCUGGUGUUCCUGAUGGCUCUGUUCAAGCAUUGUUUGCUAGUCAGUUUGUUCCUAACACUGGCUUGCAUCCAAAUAAUGGCUUCCAUAACUCAGUUCUGGGCUUACAUGAUUACUCAGCUACCGUAGGAUCACAGAUGCCUCAAUAUCCUACUGCAAACUUUCAAACUCUUGAUCAUAGACAGAGAAUGAGUCCACAACCUCAAUCUACCACUGUAGGAGUAGUUGGAGCUAAUCCUACCAAGGCUGAAACUGGAAUACUGUCAUCCUCAGGCACUUCCUACCAAGCUGUAGCUACUCCACAAACUGUACAUGAUCAGUCUUGGUAUAUGGAUUAUGGAGCAUCUAACCACAUGACAGUAGAUGCUUCCAAUCUGAUGCACAAGUCUAGUUAUCCAGGGAAAUCUAAAGUUCAAGUUGGCAAUGGGGAUGCUAUUCCUAUCACUCACACAGGUAUGUUACUUGUUCCUUCACAUGCCUCACAUAGAAUACUUCAACUUAAGAAUAUUUUAUGUGUUCCAAAAAUUGCAAAGAAUCUAGUUAGUAUUUCUCAAAUUACCAAGGAUAAUAAUGUCAUAGUUGAAUUUCAUUCUGAUCAUUGCUUGGUAAAGGAUAAGAGCAGCAAAGCUGUCUUGUUGCAAGGCUCAGUGAAAGGUGGCCUGUAUCAACUGGAAUUAUCAAGCAAUGUCUCUCCUUAUGCAUCAUCCAUUCCUUCUGCUUCACAUCAUGUAACUGGGAAUGUGGUUCAUGAAGCUAAUGUUUCUACUUCAGAUAGUAUUACUAAUGUUGUUCAUGGGAAUUCUGAUGUUAAGACUAAUAAUGUACCUUUAGAUUCUGCAUUGUUGUGGCAUGCCCGAUUAGGACAUCCAAAUGUUAAAACUCUUCAGUAUGUUUUGAAUAAGUUGCAUGUAAAACAAUCAACUGCUAGUAAUAAAAGUUCCUUUUGUGAGGCUUGUCAAUUUGGAAAAUUGAAGCAAUGUAGUUUUCCUAUUUCAUCCUCAAGAGCUAGUUGUCUAUUAGAAUUGGUGUAUUCUGAUCUGUGGGGACCAACCCCUGUUAUGUCUAGAGAAGGGUAUAGAUACUAUGUGAUUUUUGUUGAUGAUUUUAGUAGAUACACAUGGAUAUAUCCUUUGAAACUCAAGUCUGAAGCAUAUACUGUUUUUGUGCAAUUUCAUAAUCUUUCCCAUAAAGGUUAUUUGUGCCUAGCAUCUUGUGGUCGAUUAUAUAUUGCUCAGCAGGUGAAAUUUAAUGAAACAGAUUUUCCAUUCAAGAAUGAGAAGAAUGAAUCUGAAAAUUCUACAAAUAAUAGUGACAAUUCUGUUCAGUCUUCUCUUGAUAAAUCCUGGUGCAUUCCUACCUCUGUAUUAUCUUCAAGAAUUGAUCCUAGAACAACAAUAUUAUCUUCAAGAAUUGAUCUUAGCACAGCCUCAUUUGAGCUCACAUCGAAUGAUACUCCUGACUUACCAUCAGCAAGAGUAGCACACAACCUAAGUCCAACCAAUGUAGUCCCACACACUGAUAUUCAGGCCUCAAAUAGAUCUACAUCUAGCUCCUCUACUCACACUCUAUCCAGCUUUCCUGAUGAGUUCACUAAUCAAGAAUGUGACCAUCCUAUCACCUCUACUGAUCCUGAUAGUCACCAGGAAGCUUUACUACCUUGUACAGCCCAACAAUCCACAAAUACUCACCCUAUGAUUACUAGAGCUAAGGCUGGUUACUCUGCAAAAGCUAAAGCUGAUCUGAUUUUACUUAUCAGGCUUUAUUGA